CAGCCGCGUUUUGAUGGUGGAUUUUAUUCACCGCGUCGGACAAAUAAGUUCCAGAACCAUCGGGUAGUUUCACCGGCUGACGUGCGUGUGUAUUAGCGAGGACAGGCCUCCAGAGGGGGGUAACGCUGGCCCGGAGAGAGAGGAAAGUGCCGUAUUCACUUCACACUUAUUUCUGUUGGUCGCCCGGUGAACUGGACCAACCGCCUCCUUCAAAACGCGACGCUCGGCAAUAGAAGCGACGGGGCGACUUUAGCUGCGCGGCUAGCGGCAGCGGGGCUAAGCUCGCGGGGCUAGCAGCGGCACGGGUCGCGCGGCGGCGAGCCGAGUGUGUCGCAGCAAGAAACGGCCGCGGCGUCACGAUCCGUCACACCAGCGGAGCGGAGGAGCCGACGGUCGCCGGGCGGCUGUGAAGUUCGGCCUCAACUCUGUCACACGCACGCCGCGUUUGCACGCGUUGGUUCCGUGUUGUUUACGCGGACGAAGUGCGGAGUUUGCCGCAGCACGCACUUUUUGUCGCCGCACAUCUGCUGACGCAUUUGAGGUCUUUUUGUUAGGUGGUCCACCACAACCCGCUUCCAAAAGUUCACACCCAACACACAGCCAGCCCAGCAGGAGGAUGGCGGUGAAUGUCUACUCCACCUCUAUGACCAUAGAGAACCUGAGUCGUCAUGACAUGUUGGCCUGGGUCAACGACUCUCUGCAGCUCACCUACACAAAGAUUGAGCAGCUCUGUACAGGCAGUGCUUACUGCCAGUUCAUGGACAUGUUGUUUCCAGGCUGCUUAUUGUUGAAGAAAAUUAAAUUCAAUGCUAAAUUGGAACAUGAAUACAUCCACAACUUCAAGGUCUUACAGGCUGCGUUCAAGAGAAUGCAGGUGGACAAGAUCAUCCCGGUGGAGAAGUUGGUGAAGGGCAAGUUCCAGGACAAUUUCGAGUUCCUUCAGUGGUUCAAGAAGUUUUUCGACGCCAACUAUGACGGGAAAGAGUACGACCCUCUUCUGUCUCGGCAGGGCCAGGACGGAACACCGCCUCCAACUCACCAAGGUGAACCCAUUCAUCACAGACCUAAAAGAGACUGUCGCUCAGGCCCCAUGAGGACAUCUCCCACUGUACCCAAGACUGUCCCCGCCCCGCAGAGGCAGAUCAACGCACCGGCGGUCCGCAAGAGCUCCGCUGUGAUGCGUAACGGAGGAGACGCCGAGCUCAUAGAGCUCAACCACCAGAUGGUGGAUCUGAAGCAUACAGUCGACGGACUGGAGAAGGAGAGGGACUUCUACUUUGCGAAGCUUCGAGACAUCGAGCUCAUCUGUCAGGAAAACGAAAACCACCCGGUCCUCGGCAAAAUCAUAGACAUCCUCUAUGCAACAGAGGUAAAUAAGGAUGGAUUUGCACCACCAGAAGAUGAAGAAGAAAUUGAGGAAGGACCAGAGGGCGACCAGGAGGAGUUCUGAACUCUUUGUCCUCUCUUCAUCACCAUUCAGUUUGUUCCUCUCCUCACCUCUCACCCUUUAACCUACCUGAUCAUUGUGCUCAUCCCUUCCCCCAUUUUAUUUUACUUCUUACAGUCGCCCCUUAAUGUCGCUGUCCAUAUCCAUGACGGCUUUGUUUUUUGUACAACCUAGCUUUCCGAAACUCUUACUAGCAAAGGACACUUAACCCCGGGACCGGUCUGGACAAGGGGCCCAGCAGCCCGGCUUGGCUUGGCUUGGCUUGGCUUGGCGUGGCGUCCUCGACUUAUUCUAACCUGUUACCAGAGGGGACAGCAGCACGACAGGGUUAGUUUAGCCUUGGUCGACUCGCCUGUCAAAGGCAAUGAGAUUACAGGGAUGCAGCACUGACAGUCUGGAGCCAACAGUGAUAUCAGUCAGUCUGGCUGAAGAGGAGGCAGGUCACUUUUCUGUCACCAUGCUCACUAACUGGUGACCACACACACACACAAACACACGUGCAUCAGGGUUUUCUGCAGAGAUUAUAUUUGAAUCCACGCAGUGUAUUUUCACACCGCGUGAUCGGUUUUCAAUGUGUUGGCUGGAAAUUUUCACCCAGUGAGUGAGAUAAUAAAUGGUAAUAAGCUCCUUAGGAGAGAGAGACGCCUGCACAUGCAUAUGAUUGAUAUAUGUAUAUGAUGACACAUUUCAACGUACAUAUCACAGACUUUGACUUGCUCACAUGUACAUGCUUAAAAAAAAAAGAGUCAUCAUUCCGAGGCAAAAAAACAUCACAGAGUAUGUUCUUCUUCUUCUUCAUCAAGUUGUCCCACCAGAGAGGUCUGCUUAUGAAACCGUUCUGACGGGUUGUUUACGUGACAGCAUGAUGUAUUUAUGAUUUAUUUAUUGAUCUUUUUUAAUCUGCUCAAAGUUUAUGGGGAGGGAAAAAAUAAUAUAAAUGGUUUUGGAUUUGGGGGGAAAUUGAAAGUCUUGCACUAAAUGUAGCGAAUCAAACUGAGUGAAAAAUGAUCCGAGAUGCCAACAUGCAGUGACUGGCAGGAAGAUAAAGAGGAACAUGCAAUUUAAUAUUUUAUAGAUUUGUUUUUAAAAAAGAAUUUGCACUGAAUUGCUCAACGGCCAAGGCAGAGGCUUCAGUGUGAAAAAGUUAUUUAUCAGAAAAAAUGUCGGGCUUUGGAUUCUAUGAAUGAACAAAAUGUAAAGAAGACAAAAGCUCAGACUGCAGACUGACACUACUAAAUACUAAUGUUUGACCGUGAUCGUCGCGUUAAAACAUUUUUAGCUGCUAUCGUUGCUCUUCUGUUGCCGUCUUUAAUUUAGUUUUUCGUUGCAUUGUGGCGAAAACGCCAAGGUGGCUGGUGAGGAGCUUUGGGGUGUGACUGACAUUAGUUGGACCAGUCUGAGAGAGAGAGAGAGAAAACAAAACAAAACCAUCAAACCCUCUCUCAGCGUUUGUUGUCAUGGCAGCCAUGUGAUACGCCUGCAUCAUUUGGAGUUACUGCUGGAAUGCAAUAAAGUUCUGAGGUUCAAGAAAAGUGA
Messenger RNA from Scophthalmus maximus (turbot), 2983 nucleotides. RefSeq names its product microtubule-associated protein RP/EB family member 3. The transcript is spliced from 9 exons. NCBI's taxonomy places the organism in Eukaryota, Metazoa, Chordata, Actinopteri, Pleuronectiformes, Scophthalmidae. The coding region runs from base 617 to 1450 and encodes 277 amino acids. Gene Ontology annotation, molecular function: microtubule plus-end binding. Gene Ontology annotation, cellular component: microtubule organizing center; spindle midzone; microtubule plus-end. Gene Ontology annotation, biological process: regulation of microtubule polymerization or depolymerization; protein localization to microtubule plus-end; spindle assembly. The record is from RefSeq and is a predicted model, not a curated record.